This is a messenger RNA of Mangifera indica (mango), 1080 nucleotides long. RefSeq names its product ylmG homolog protein 2, chloroplastic. Gene Ontology annotation, biological process: chloroplast fission. Bases 98 to 847 code for a protein of 249 amino acids. The record is from RefSeq and is a predicted model, not a curated record. Lineage: Eukaryota; Viridiplantae; Streptophyta; Magnoliopsida; Sapindales; Anacardiaceae. Gene Ontology annotation, cellular component: membrane. The transcript is spliced from 3 exons.
AUUAUCUGUCCAGUCUUCCCCUAUCGCAAUUCUCAACUACGUUAUCUUCUUCAGUUUUCCUUCCACUCUAGUGUCGAGCUUUUCACAUUAAAAAAAAAUGGCUCCGAAUGAGUCGUCCACAGAGAACCGAAAAUGUAGAGAAAAUCAGAAGUCAAUGCCAAACUCUAUAAUUCUCUCUUCAGCUUUUUUGCAAACUCCAUUCGCCCACCCAUUUUUCAGACCAUCCUUGCCCAAACCAAGUAUCAUUACUCACCCUCACACUUUAAUCAUAUCUACUGCCGAUAAGUUUUUCGCAUUUAUUCAAUCAUUAGCCUUUCAGAAUCCACUCAUCCGAAAAUUUCACUCUUUAUCUUCCGAACUUCACAGUUUCUGCCAUCAGGUUCGUUCCAGGAACUGCAUAAGGGUAAACCCUUUGUCAAAUCACAAUUUCGCUGCUGUAUUACCGGGUGAUUCCGUGGCGGGGGUUGUGGUGGCCAAUGGGAUCCUGAAUUUCCUCAACCUAUACAACACCCUGUUGGUUGUUCGCCUUGUUUUGACCUGGUUCCCCAACUCUCCUCCUGCCAUCGUUAGUCCUCUCAGCACCUUGUGUGACCCGUACUUGAACAUAUUCCGCGGAAUCAUUCCACCACUUGGAGGGACAUUGGAUCUCUCUCCCAUUCUAGCAUUCCUGGUUCUAAACGCAUUUACUAGCACUGCUGCUGCACUUCCUUGUGAGCUUCCUGCAGCAGGAUCCACCCCGCUAAGUCCUUCAUUUGCUCCAAGGUUUACUCAUCUCACUAUAACACAGCAGAAAUGGUUGAGAAGGCUAUGUGGUAGCCAGGAAAAGAGUUCCAGCAAUGUCAAUUAGGUCGUUACACUAUUUGCCUAAGAUGUGUACCUUGUGUGUAUUCUCAUAAUUUUUUACAACUGGUAGUAUUCUCUGACUCCACUGGCUGUAAAAUUGUGGAAGUUCUUUGUUAUAUGGUAAUUGUUAUGUGUUCUUUUAAAUGGCACGGUUCUUGGUGUUUUGUAUCGUCUUACUUUGUUAUUUGGAAACAUACAAAUGAAGGUUUUGAGUCAUAAAAUUGUGCAGUUUUAAUA